Molecule: messenger RNA, 3974 nt
Organism: Camellia sinensis
Lineage: Eukaryota; Viridiplantae; Streptophyta; Magnoliopsida; Ericales; Theaceae
Source: RefSeq, a predicted model, not a curated record
GACAUGCCGAGAGGAUUGCAGCACAGCUUUGAAGCUAUAAAUAGGGAUUCUAGUGCAAAUAUUUUAAUGAUCAGUAGUUCAGUUCCCAGAGUGUUCUGCGCAGGUGCUGAUUUGAAGGUUCAGGUGUUAUGCCACCUCCAAGGACGUAGCUUGGAAGUGCUUUUGCUGUAAAUUGGAUUGGUAGGAACGGAAGACAAUGAGUUCAUCUGAGGUUCAGGCUUUCGUGAACUCUUUGCGCUCCACUUUCUCAUACUUGGAGGCGCUUCAUAUCCCUACUAUAGCUGUUAUUGAAGGUGCAGCAUUGGGUGGCGGAUUGGAAAUGGCUCUAUCUUGUGAUCUUCGGAUUUGUGGAGAAGAUGCUGUGUUGGGCUUGCCUGAAACGGGCCUUGCUAUAAUACCUGGGGCAGGUGGGACGCAACGGCUUCCUAGGUUGGUUGGAAGAUCGGUGGCGAAAGAACUUAUAUUUUGUGGUCGGAAAGUUGGUGGCAGAGAUGCAGUUUCAAUGGGCCUUGUCAAUCACUGUGUUCCUGCUGGUGAAGCUCAUUUAAAGGCACUUGAAAUUGCUCGGAAUAUCAAUCAGAAGGUACAAGUCUGUAUGUCUCCAGAAUCUUCUAGAUACAACUGGGGUGCCAUGUGCGAUGCAUGUGAGCCUUACAUCAUACAGUUUUUCCCUUUAGGGUUAUUUGCAGUUAUGUUGAUUCUUAAAAUUUCCUGGCAUCAGCAGUUAUCUUUUACCUGUCAGACUUUGCGAAGUGGCAGUAUACAUUGCAUCCCUUGUAAGACCAAAACUGCUCCCAUGUCAAAGUCAAUAUCAGACAAACCCUGUGUUGGCUUGGUAAGAUGAGAUUGGAUGAGUAUAUCAUGUCUCGAAUAAUGGUAUGGGUUAUAAUGGUCUCAAAAUAAAAAGAUAAAUACUGUAUUUACUGGACCUUUUUGUGAUUUUAUUUGAAUCCCUCACAUAGGAUGGUUUUUUUUGUCUUGUAAGGAGUGUCCUCACAAUGUGCUAUAAUGAUGAUUCACAAGGUUGUUGCAUUCUCUAGUGUGUAUUGAAGUGGUUAUUAUUUAUGUGUAUUUGUGAAGAAGCAUUGAUUGGAAUCUAAGAAGUACGGACAUGGACAUAGAUGCGGACACGGGACAUGACGAUUUCAAAAAAUUGGGGACACGGACACGGCAAUAAAAUAUAUUUUCAUAUAUUUUUAUUUGCCAUCCAGAUUAAUAUUACAUCCACAAACAAUCAAUAUUAACAAAAACUAAUUCUAACUUAUUUAUUUGUUUAUUUAUUUAUUUUUGUAAAAGCACUUUUAAAUUAGCAUUUACAGUUUAUAUCAUUUUUUAGGAUGAUCUAUUAAGUAUUUAAAUCUAAGAAAAAAAUAAUAAAUAUUCAACUUUCAGCAUUUAUCAAAAGCAGUAAAUAAAAUGGGGGAAAAAGACAAUUUGGCAUGUCCCUAAUGUGUCCUCGAAGUGUUCCUUGAAAAUAAAUUAAUUAAAUAAGGGUACACGCCAUGUAGUGUGUCCCAUACGUGUCCGACACGGAUACGACACUUGUUUUGAAGUGUCGGUGCUUCAUAGAUUGGAGUUCUUGUUCGUUCAAGAAGUCUUCCGUGUGAUGCAGGAGUCUUUACUUACCAGAACCAUCCAUUCUGGGAUUAAGAUAUGGAUUCACAACAUAAACCUUAACAAAAGUGCUAGUCAUUUUUUUUAAUGAUAGUUGGAAGUUAGACUUGGACAUCACAUACAUGUGUGGUUAUACUUACGAAAUCAGAUUUUCUUUGUCAAUCUGUGGUCCAUUGCAAAUAUACAAUAGUAGAAUAUGUCAAGUGUAUAUUUUAUAUAUUGUAUUAUACAUGAUAAUCGAAACUUUUUGAUAAAUUCUUCGAGAAUUCUUAGGUGCCUUUUGGCAAUAUUUACAGUUAAUUGUUUUAGUUUAUAGAAAACACUAAACAUGUUUAUGUUUGUUUUGGAUAAAAAUAGAAACAAAAAAUAUAUUUGGUACUCAAGAAUUUUAAAAUUUUGUUUUGAAAACAAGUGAAAGAUGUGUUCGUUGAUGGUUGGAGAUGGUGGCCGAAGGUGGUUGCCGGCCGCGUAAGGUGGUGGCCGAAGGUGGUUGCCACUAGUGGGAGGUGGUUGGCAGUGUGGUGGUCGGAAUGGGUGGGAGAAAGAGGAAGAAAUGGGGGAGAAGAAAAGAAAAGUAAAACUAAACUUUUUCGUAUUUACAAAUUUUUUUACAAUUCUUUGGAAAUGGAAACAAAAACCAAAUGAGUGUCUGUUUACAGUUUUCAAAAUUUUUGUAAAUAUAAACAGAAAAUUGUAAAUAUAGCAUUACCAAAGAGGCCCUUAGUGUUCUACUCAAAAUUAGUAGUCUCUGAGCAAUGGUCAGUUUUGGUUCAGGGCUUAGUCAAGUUUGACUAGGCUUUGUUUGAGGUUUGAGGCUCAAUCACGCUUGAGUGUAAGUUCAAUAGGUUUGACUAGAAAUUUGAUUAUAUGGGUUUCUGCCUCAGCUUUGAUUUAGAAAGAGAGGGAAUCGCCCAAGACAUGAAAGGUUGUGAUGCAGCACCGGUACAGGAGACGGAGAAAAGGAAAAGAACACAAUACCAAUCAAUAUAUCAGUUAAUCAAUAUUCAUGUAAACUCUGCAAAACUCUUACAUAAAAGUCAUAUGUAUAGGUAAAUCAAACUAAUCUUAUGAGGAAACAAAUACAAACUAAGAAAUAAAUCCUAAACUUAAAAAAAAAAAAAAACAACAACAACGCACAAUUAGUACACGUUAAUGUGUGUUUGGGAGGGGAAAGAUUGAGUACACACCUAACCUUUGGCAUAAUGUACAAAGUUUUAACUUCCUAAAUAAAUUAAACUCCUAAAUAAAUAAAAUUCCAAAUCUUCAAUAUUUUCUUAUUCAAUUUGUUUGCUUACCCCAACAGGUGGUUGGUCAAUCAACCUUUAUAUACGCUUAAAAUUUCUUAUUUUCACAAAAUAAACCUACUAUUUUGUGUUGUAUUUAAAAAAAAUACUUUUUAUUUCUUCUAUUGGCCCCUUUCUAGUAAUUUAACAAAUGCAUCCAUCAUAUUCGAGAUUCUGAAUGUAUCCUAUUUCUAUCUAGUCCUGAAAAACUAAUUCAAUAAUUUUCUAAUACAUAUAACACAUCCAAUGCAUAUUGGAUUGUGUCUGACAUGUAUUGGUUUCUGAUACAUAUCCAAUUCAAACAUGGCAUCAGUGGUUCAUAACUCUCAAUCUUUGACUCAGGCAUAGGUUAUUACACCUCACAAGAUCAAUUCAAUCCUCUGAUGAUUAAUAUUAUUCGCGUCACUGUGCGGUGUAUAUAUUAAAAUAAAAGAAGAUUUUUGGCUGUUGUAAAAUCAAGUACUCGCCAAAUUCUCCUUUUUAUGUACUAAUGAUCAACUGUAAGUGGAUUUCAGCUAGUAAUAAUGGAUUUUAACCCCCCCAAAAGAGAAGAUAUGUUAAAUUUACUUCUUGGGGGAAAAAUACUUGUUCUUACAUUUGCAUGCUGCACAUUGAUAAGAACACAUCAUGUUCUUCUCACGGUCCAUUGGCAUUAAGGAUGGCAAAGCGAGCUAUUAAUGAGGGGCUCGAGGUAGAUAUGGCAUCAGCUUUGGCAUUGGAAGAAGAGUGCUACGAACAGCUUUUGAACACAAAAGAUCGCUUAGAAGGCUUGGAAGCAUUUGCUGAGAAGCGAACUCCUAAAUAUACAGGUGAAUGAAAAAGAACAUAACCUAAUAACUUGCUUCUAGUGCUUUUGGUCCCUUGUGCCUAAUAUUAUCUAUUAUCAUUUAUCAUUUGAACUUGAGAGGACCCAAAUGCUGGCAGGCUCUAAUUUAUAAGUUAACGAGUUAACAAUUUUUGUAUCUUUCAAUCAUGUGGUGAGGAUAUUUGGGAUUUUGGGCAUGGACCAUGAUGUAUCAUUUGAGAAAGGCUACUUUAUAUUAGUAAAAGAGCUUCUUUAUAGACCUUUCACAUUAA